AUGUCGGACCCAUCUCCAGCUGGGUCCCACAAAGUCUUCGGCUUGACAGAAGGUAAAAUACAAACAGCCACUGUCUCUGUUGCUGUCGCUGCCCCUGCCCACAGUUGGUCCAGGGCAGAGUGUCAGCGGGGAAGGUCUGCUGUUGCCUGUCACCCUCUCUGUAGAGGAGAGAGGAGAGCCCCGAAGGCACUCCGGGAGAGCCCGCAGGUUCUGAAGGGUUAUAGCUCUUUGCUAAGCUGGGAAGUGUCGGCUAGGUUAAAUUUGAAAAACUACCAGAUUGUUCUGGCAAUGGUUUACGCCAUUGAGGAGAUCAACAGGAAUGCCCAUAUUUUACCCAAUGUGUCUCUGGGAUAUGAUAUUUAUAAUGUCCUGUUCAAUGAAUGGUGGACAUUAGAUAGAUCCAUCACAUGGCUGUCUGGGCUGACAAAGUAUGUGCCUAAUUACACAUGUAAGAGAGAGAUGAAGUCUGUUGCAGUAAUCACAGGCAUAUCAUGGAUAGUAUCAGCCCAUAUUGGGACACUGCUAAAACUCUACAAAUAUCCACAGUUGACUAUUGGGUCUUUUGAUCCAAACCUGAAUAAUCAUGAGCAGUUUCCUAGUUUAUAUCAAAUGGCCUCUAAGGAUAUGACUCUAUUCCAUGGCAUUGUCUCCUUGUUGAAUUAUUUCCACUGGAACUGGGUGGGAUUGAUCAUGUCUGAAGGACAAAAUGGUGUUCAGAUCAUCUCAGACUUGACAGUGGAAAUGGACAAAAAUAAAAUAUGUGUAGAGUUCGUGGAAAUGAUCCCAGUUAGUGAAGUAUCUUAUUUACCAAACAGACAACUGAAUCCUACAAAGGUUUUGAAAUCAUCAGCAAAUGUGAUCAUCACUUAUGGUGACAGUGAUUUUCUGAGAGGCUUCAUGCUUUAUUUAAGACAAAUUUCAGUUACAAGGAAAGUCUGGAUCAUGAACUCAGAAUGGGGUGCUAUCAUCCAGUCAAAACAUUUCAUUUUAAAUUCAUUCCAUGGAAGCCUCAUCUUUGUACAUCACCACGAAGAAAUCUCUGGUUUUGGAAAUUUUAUCCAAACAGUUCAUCCUUCCAAAUAUCCAGAAGAUUUUUAUCUUACAAAGUUGUGGUUCUACUUUUUUAACUGCUCAUUUGCUGACGAUGACUGCAGUACACUGGAGAACUGUCUGCCAAAUGCUUCCUUGCAUGAGUCACCAGGGAGCCUUUUUGACAUGAUCAUGACUGAGUUUGCUUAUAAUAUGUACAAUGCUGUGUAUGCUGUGGCCCACAGCCUUCAUGAGAUGCUUCUUCAUCAAGUAGAAGUAAGACCAAUAAGAAAGGCAGAAGGGCUAGUACCUUCAUUCUGGCAGCUGCUCCCUUUUCUGAAGAACAUACAGUUUACUAAUCCUGCUGGAGAACAAGUGAAUUUGGAUGAGAAAAUGAAGUUGAAUGAAGAGUAUGAUAUUCUCAACUACUGGAACUUUCCAGAUGGUUUUCAACUUAAGGUGAAGAUUGGUCAAUUUUCUCCCUAUGGUCCACUUGGUCAACAAUUAUCUUUAUCUGAGGACAUGAUAGAAUGGCCCACUGGAAUUACAGAGCUGACCAUUGGGUCUUUUGAUCCAAACCUGAAUAAUCAUGAGCAGUUUCCUGAUCUCUACCAAAUAGCCUGCAAGGACAAGUCUCUGUCUCAUGGCAUUGUCUCCUUGUUGAAUUAUUUCCACUGGAACUGGGUGGGACUGAUCAUAUCUGAAGGACAUAAUGGUGUUCAGAUCAUCUCAGACUUGACAGCAGAAAUGGACAGAAACAGAAUAUGUGUAGAUUUUGUGGAAAUGAUCCCAGUUAGUGAAGUAUCUUAUUUACCAAACAGACAACCGACUCCUACACAGGUUCUGAAAUCAUCAACAAAUGUGAUCAUCACCUAUGGUGACAGUGAUUUUCUGAGAGGCUUCCUGUUUUAUUUAAGACAAACUAUACUUACAAACAAAGUCUGGAUUAUGAGCUCAGAAUGGGAUAGUAUCAUCCAGGAAAAGCAUUUCAUUUUACAUUCACUUCAUGGGAGCCUCAUCUUCACCCAUCACCACAAAGAAACCUCUGGUUUCAGAAAUUUCAUCCAAAACGUUCAUCCUUCCAAAUAUCCAGAAGAUUUUUAUCUUAGAACAUUUUGGUUCUCCUUUUUUAACUGCUCAUUUGCUGACGAUGACUGCAAUACACUGGAGAACUGUGUGCCAAAUGUUUCCUUACAUGACUCACCGAAGGCCCGCUUGGACAUGGUCAUGACUGAGUUUGCUUAUAAUAUAUACAAUGCUGUGUAUGCUGUGGCCCACAGCCUUCAUGAGAUGCUUCUUCAUCAAGUAGAAGUAAGACCAAUAAGAAAGGCAGAAGAGCUGAUGUUUUCAGCCUGGCAGCUGCACCCUUUUCUGAAGAACCUGCAGUUUACUAAUCCUGCUGGAGAACAAGUGAAUUUGGAUGAGAAAACGAAGCUGAAUGCAGAGUAUGACAUUCUCAACUACUGGAACUUUCCAGACGGUCUUGAACUGAAGGUGAAAAUUGGUCAAUUUUCCCCCGAUGGUCCACUUGGUCAACAAUUAUCUUUAUCUGAAGACAUGAUAGAAUGGGCCACUGAAAUUACAGAGGAAAGUUACAGUUGGAAGUGUCAGGGUUUGCAGCUGGGGAAAUGA
Molecule: messenger RNA, 2661 nt
Organism: Arvicanthis niloticus (Nile rat)
Lineage: Eukaryota; Metazoa; Chordata; Mammalia; Rodentia; Muridae
Source: RefSeq, a predicted model, not a curated record